Fundulus heteroclitus (mummichog) is the source of this 6841-nucleotide messenger RNA. RefSeq names its product microtubule-associated protein 2 (gene map2). NCBI's taxonomy places the organism in Eukaryota, Metazoa, Chordata, Actinopteri, Cyprinodontiformes, Fundulidae. The record is from RefSeq and is a predicted model, not a curated record. Gene Ontology annotation, biological process: neuron projection development; microtubule cytoskeleton organization. Gene Ontology annotation, cellular component: neuron projection. The transcript has 17 exons. Gene Ontology annotation, molecular function: microtubule binding.
GACAACCGUGAGUAUUCAUCACUUGGCUUUUACUAUUCCUCUGGGAGCCUCAUUACAACGUGGUGACAUUUGGGGGCGACUUCGAUUCUUUGGAUCCAACUUGACUCCUCAUCCAAAGUCCUUGACCCCCUAAAGAGAAACUGAGAUCCCCAUUUCUUCGCCCGCUCUUGCCAGCUGCCAUCUAGCAACAGCAUGGCAGACAGUCGACAGCCAGAAGACGACUCGCCCCAUUGGGACCCAUCAGGGGGUCAAGAACCUGGUGGCACCCAUGGAGCAAACAACUACUCUUCGUCAGCCUACAGGACCUGCCAGCCUGGCGGGGCCCACAUGACCACAGCUCCUUACGCUGCCAGGGAGAAUGGCAUAAAUGGAGAGCUAGCUGGAGCUCCUGCAAUAACUGCAGAGCAAGUCUCGGCACGAAUUGUGCAAGAAGUGACAGCGGAGGCAGUGGCGGUGCUAAAGGGGGAACAGGAGACCCAGCGGCUGCCAUCAGUUGAGGAUACCACCAAUUUGCCUCCCUCCCCUCCCCCUUCACCUGCAGCUGAACACUUUGGUCCUUUGGAGCAAGAUGUAGGGGAUGAGGAGGAGGCGGGCCCUCUCCGCCGUUUCCAAAAUUCUCGGGAGAGGUGCAAGUUCCUCGCCCCCUCCAUCUCAGUUUCCGUGCCCGAGGACGACCCCUACCACUCCGACGAGGAGUACUAUGAGCACCCAUUGUUCAGCCCAGAGUGGACGCACUCGGGCGCUCGCCCCACAGGGCACGCCGUGGCCUUUAGACAGAUUGAAGAAGAGACCAUGGAGGCUCUUACAGCUGAGUACGAGGAGGAGGAGGAGGAGGAGGAAGAAGUGGAAGAGGAGGAGGAGGAGAGUGCAGAAGCGGCAGUGUCCGAGGCAGCUCUUGAUGAGCAGCAGUGGAGUGGGGAAGAGCCCGAGAUGGACAGCCCCAAAGCUGAACCCUUAGAUCAGACAGAGGCCUUAGACGAGGCACAGGAUGUAGACCUGGGGCAGUCUGAGGCGGCUAGUGCUGCCACAGAAAGCUCUGUGGACAGAGAGGAGGAGGAGGAGGAGGAGGAAGAGGAGCAGGAGGAUGCAGAGGGUGAGGAAAGCCAUGACACAGCUUUAAAGAUGGACGCAGACAAGCAGGACAGUGAGUCCAUAAGCCCAGACAGCAUCGGAUCAGAAAAGCGCCCAGAGGAGUUUUUUGAGCCCCAGAUGCAAGGAUUCUUUGCUGGCGAACGAGUUGUACCGGAGAGCCCGACCAUGGAUAUGCCAUCUUUUGUGCCUCCAGAUGUUCAAACCCAAGCCAAAGAUCCAGUCCGGACUCUCACACUUCAGCCUACAUACGGCGAGCCAAUCACGGUCUCAGAAAAACAGCCUUCGGUGGAGGUGGUGGAGUUCAGCAGCAUCACUGCUCCUUCUGAUUUCUCUUCGAUGGGAGUCAAGGUUCAAGGAGGAGUUGAAACCGGAGAGGCCACUGACAAAUCAGGCAUGUCGGCAUACUUUGAAACCUCAGCUGUGGAGGUUGAGGAAGGCACAGAAUGUAAGGGUGAGGGUUAUUAUGAGCUGAGUCGAUCUGGUGAAAAGACAAAUAAAGAUGAUUCCAAGUCCCAGGAAGUCAGCUACAGCACACUGGCAGAGGCUAAGGAUAAACCUGAAACUAAAAAGGUUCCACCUGGAGACUUUGGUAUGCCUGCAAUUCCUGAUAAAAGCAAUGAAUGCAGGCUUUCCCCUGGUAAGCUCGCCUUAGAGCAGAGGAGUUACUCGCUUAACAUCACCAUAGGAACAACAGAUCAGACUGGACAAGGCAGGCAAAGAAACUUCACCCCACUGGCCACUGACAUCAUGUCACAUACAAGUGGAAGUCUUGAUGAGUCAGCUGACUACCUUCCGGUUUCUACACCUUCAGUAGAUAAACCUCCAUCAUUCCCUCCCCUUAUCCUGGAGACCGCAGCUUCUGUCACAUCAGAUUCCUCUUCCCCUCCGAGAACCGCUGAACAUCCAUCAAAAGUCAGUCCAGAACCCGAAUCCCCUGAAUCCCCUGAGCCAAAUAAAGAGUCUUACAAAAACGGAUCGGUGAUGACGCAGGACUUGCCGGAAAUGCUAGACCUUGCAGGCACCCGAUCGAGACUGGCCUCAGAAAACACAGACCCCGAAAUAAUCCAGAAGAAGUCACUCAAAAACGAUGACCCUACUUUCACCGAUGACCCUCUCGCUAGUUUGUGUUCAGGGGAACUGAGUCCCGGCAUAAGAAAGAGUGAUAGCCAACUGGAAGAGAUGGGCUACUGUGUGUUUAGUGAAUAUUCAGGGCCCAUGCCAUCCCCUGCAGACGUGCUUAGCCCUACCAACGCCUCCAUACAAGGCUUUACCCCUUCUGUUUUGGAGGAGAAAGUGGCUGAGCAGGCGAGAAAAUUAGCAGUGAGAGAUACGUCCUUGGAAGACAAGAGCCAGUCAUAUGGAGGCGCUGAUAUUGACGAGGGGGAAGACCAAAGUCAAGGGGGAAGAAAGGAUUCAGUCGAAGAAAGCAGCAAAUGCAAAGCAAACGAUCAGCCAGCAACACACGUGAGUGAGACACCUCUCGCUCAGCUGAGCGAGCCUUUUGUGACACCGACGGUCACUGUGACUCUCGAGGAAGGUGAGAGGUCGGCCAGUGAGAUCGAACGCCAAGCCAGUGGCGAGGCUUCAGUGACAGAAACUGAAAUCGCCGACUACGAAAGGCAGAUCCGCAAGCUGGAGAUGGAGGACAGGCCUCUGAGUCUGGAGGAGGAGCGGGAACUGCAGGAGCUCCGAGAGAAGGUGAAGCUUGUGCACCAAGAGGCCUAUGAGGAGGUGGAUGCCGAGGACGUUUACCAGCUGACCGGCAUGGCCAAGGACCGCAUCGCCAGACCGGUGAAAACAUCGCCUACUUCAUCUGUAGAAAGCAACAUCGAUGAUGACAAACUGCUUUCCCCAGUACUCUCACCCUCAAAACUUAAACAAAGGGAAUUGUACGGCUCACCCAAAAGAUCAGCUUCGCCUGUGUCAGUAAUAAACAAAGAUGAAAGGGAUGAACAGGAGAGGAAAAUGAAGGAAGACCAAGAGAGGGAAGCAGCUGAGCGAAUAAAGAAAGAAGAGGAAGAAAGAAAAAUGAAGGAGGAAGCAGAACUGAAAGAAAGAGAGGAGCAGGAGAGAAGAGAGAAGGAUGAGGCAGAAAGGAUAUUGAAGGAGGCCGAAAGGCAUGAGAAAGAGCUGAAAGACAGACUGGAGAGAGAAAACAAAGAGACAGAGGAGAGGGAGAUGAAAGAAAGGGAGGAGAAAGAGAAAAAAGAAAGAGAAAAGAGGGAAAUAGAAGAAAAAGAGAGGGAAGAAAAAGAAAAACGGGAAAGGGAGGAGAAAGAGAAGAAGGAAAGAGAUGAAAGGGAGAGGAAGGAAAGAGAAGAAUGUGAGAAGAAGGAAAGAGAAGAGAGGGAGAGGAAGGAGAAAGAAGAAUAGAAAGAAGAAAGGGAGAGGAAAGAAAAAGAGGACAGAGAGCAGAAAGAGAAUGAAGAAAGAGAAAAGAUAGAGCGAGAACAUAGAGAAAUGAAUGAAAAGAUGGAGCAAGAAAGAGCGGAUCAAUUGUUAAAAGAGAAGAUCGAAAAGGAAAAGAUGGAGAGGGAAUUAAAAGAAAAGGAGGAAAAGGAAAAGACAGACAUGGAAGUCAAAGUGGAGAAAGAGCAAGAGAAACUGGCUGGGAUGGACAAAAUGGUUUUAGACCAGUCAGUGGAAGCAGAAGACAAGCAGCAAGCAGAAAAUUCCUCCAUGAAUCUCACUGAGGAAGAUGUGCUGAAAGAGGCGAGUACAGGAGCAGAGGUGACGAAGGAGAUAGCAGAGACCCACGCUGCGAUUGAAUCCGUGGUCAUGGUUGAAGAUGAUUUCAUCACAGUGGUGCAAACCAUCGAUGAAGCUGAAGAACCAGGUCACAGCGUUCGUUUCUCGGCUCCACCUGAGGCCGAAGCCCUUUGCGUUGGUGCACGGAAAGAAGAAGAAGAAGAAGAAGAGGUGGAAGAGGACGAGUCUGUGGAGUUGGCUCAGGAAGCAGACUUGGAGGCGGCCAGCCUUGAGGAGGUAGGGGAAGUUCCUGAAACCCCUGCCUCCCCAGCACAAGAGGCUCAGACCAGAGAAACAGAGGGACCAUCAGAAAGCUAUGAUAGAGAUGAAACAACAGUAGACGACUCCAUCCUGGACAGCUCCUGGGUAGAUACACAAGACGACGACAGGAGUAUGGCAACGGAGCAGAUUGAGGUUUUACCCAAGGUGCCCAGUCCAGUUAAGAAACCCGCUGCGGUCCCGAGCAAGCUGUCACAGCAGCGGAGUACGGAAAAGCAAGAAAAAGCGGUCAAACCCAAAGCUAAAGGAGGGCGGGGUAAAGGUCGCAUCUCUACGCCUGAACGCAAACCUGUUCGCAAAGAGCCCGUCUACAUACCCCGAGAAGAGCUCAAGAAGAAAAAAGCUAUCAUAAAGAAGACUGAGUUCAACAAAAAAGUGGAGACCCAGACUCUAUCUCCGUCCAAGCGGAGCAGCAUGAAGCCAGCAGUCCGCCACACACGGCCCAUCCAGCAUCACUCCUGCCCAAGGAGGAGACCCACAGAAGCGCUGUCAGACAGUCGCCAUCCUCUCAGUGUUGCCAGACAGUCUCGAGACAGAGCAUCGGAUGGUGGGUCACGGAGCCCACUGAAAAGAUCCUCUGUGCCACGUCAUGCCUCCAUUCUGGGUCGCCGUGGCUACCAAGAACACGAGGAGAGUUCCACCUCCAUCACCAGCUCCGGAUCGACUGCUCCCCGCAGACCCACAUCGUUUCAAUCUGAAAUGAGAGCAGAGCAUAGGAUAGGACGAGCCCCUAGUAUGACAGUUGCGCAAUCAGUACGAUCUCGUUCAGCUCGCAGUGGCCACUCUACCCCUCGCACCCCAGGAUCCACCGGCAUCACCCCAGGAACCCCUCCAAGCUACUCGUCCUCCUCACGAACCCCUGGGACCCCGCGCUCCCUCAGUUUGAUUUCUCAGGAGAGGAAAGUGGCAGUUGUACGCACCCCCCCAAAAUCCCCCGCAACCACUCCCAAGCAGCUGCGCAUCAUCAACCAGCCACUGCCCGACUUCAAGAAUGUCAAGUCCAAGAUUGGCUCAACGGAGAAUAUCAAGUACCAGCCCAAAGGAGGACAGGUACAAAUACAGAAUAAGAAGAUUGACUUGAGCCACGUGACCUCCAAAUGUGGUUCUCUGGACAACAUCCAUCAUCGACCAGGUGGCGGUAAUGUGCGAAUAGAGAGUGUGAAGUUGGAUUUCAAAGACAAAGCUCAAGCCAAGGUGGGUUCACUGGAGAAUGCACAUCACAUUCCUGGUGGAGGUCGCAUAAUGAUUGAGAGCCACAGGCUGACAUUCCGCGAGCAUGCAAAGGCCCGUGUUGACCAUGGAGCUGAUAUCAUUGUCCAGUCACCUGGUCUGUCAGGCUCCGUCUCUCCCCACUACAACAAGGAAAGCCAGCUGUCAUCCUCUGCCAGUCUCAACAUAGUGGAGUCUCCACAGUUAGCAACCUUGGCCAAGGAUGUCACUGAAGCCCUAGCCAAGCAGGGCUUGUGAACACUGGAUCCCCGGAUUGCUGCCUUGCAUCCUAGACAUCCUCACCUUUUUGAACUUUUCUGCCCUCUCACUCACCAUCCUGAAACAAAGUGGUUACCAUUGAUGCUCAGCAAACAAAAGUCCCCUUAACAUCUUUAGCUCAACAUCCAUCACUAAGCAGAGACUAGUCUUAGAAGCUACUGUGUUUUGGUCCUCUAUUUUUAACCCUAAACAUGUGUUUCUUUCUGAUUUGUUUUGUGUAUAUUUCUUUUUGUUUUAAACGAUGUUUUGCAUAGAGUUAGACUGGACGUUUGCUCUAGACUACGUGGUAUAUCUGUCAAAGCUGGCUUUACUGGUCUUUGAUCAGUGUUUUGAAGAAGUGACAGCCUUUUUUCCCCCUACUUUAAACAACUGAAGACAUGAUCUGUACACCAUGCCACCGUUUUUGUUCUUGCUCAGCAAACAUGCAUGAUUACCAGAUCCCCUUAACAACAAGCAUCCUUACUAUGAGUCAGUAUUUUGACUCAAUACAUGACGUAUUUAAAAAAGAAUAACAUAGAGGUAUCUUUAAAAUACAACUUCUUUCCCAUCCACGUUGUCAACACAUUUUAAGACGAAGCAAAAAUAUGGCUAUAAGAUAUUACUUUAAAAUGGCAUUUAUGCAAGAACCACAUCAUGUUAUGACAAGCAUGUAUGAAUCGAAUAUGAAAAGAGGCUCUUUUGUAUUUACAGGAAAAAAAUAAUAAUUUUAGUAAAUCAUUUCCUCAUUUAUUGGAUAAAAUAAACAAGUUCAUGUUUUGUAGGUAAUAGAUGUUUUAUAGUGUAAUGCUUGGUGACAAUGUCCGAGACUGAUUUGGUGUUGCUGAGGGAUGCAUCUCCGUCCUGUCAAACAGCCGUGCUCACUUAAACCCGCUCAGCAGAUCUAUAUAGAAGCCUGUUCAAAACACCUGGGGCUCGUUCCUCAAGUAUCCGUCCUAGAAGGGAUUUCCUCGAGUAGUAUUAGGAAUUACCAAUAGAGGUUGAUGUUUCCAUCAUCAAAAUUGAUGCUGAUUGCUGUCUGAGCCACAGAAGACUAGAUACUCCAGCAGAUAAAGCCGCUACCCCAAAAUCUGUGUGUGUCCGGUGUGCGUGUAUGUGUGUUUGUAUGCAUUUGGUGCAGAUCCCGUGCCGUUUUAUGGAGGGACGCCACUGUAUGUGGGUUGUUUGUUGUGAUGUGUAGGAUGAUGAAAUAAUGUUAAGAAAAAUACUUUUUAAAAGCCUUAAAUAUAAAAAAAAA